AUGUCUCGCGUACUUCUUAUCACCGGCGCCACUGGCAAGCAGGGUGGCUCAGUCAUCGACUCUCUACUCGAGCUGCCCAAUGCUUCCGACUUCACCAUUCUGGCUGUGACCAGAGAUGCCAACAGCGGUAGCGCAAAGAAGCUUGCCGGAAGAGCAUCCAACAUUAAGCUCGUAGAAGGCAACCUCGACGAUGUGCCCGCUCUGUUCCAAGCCGCCAACAAAGUCGCCCAGCAACCAAUUUGGGGUGUCUACUCAGUGCAGAUCUCAAUGGGCAAGGGCGUAACCUUCGAGGGUGAAGUCAAGCAGGGUACUGAUCUUAUUGACGAGAGCGUCAAGAACGGCGUCAAGCACUUUGUCUACAGCAGCGUUGAGCGUGGCGGUGAUGAGGCCAGCUGGGACAACGCAACCCCUAUCCCCCAUUUCCAAACCAAGCAGUUGAUUGAGAUCCACCUGCGUGACAAGGCACAAAGCAUGGGCUGGACUAUCCUCAGACCCGUCGCAUUCAUGGACAACCUGCAACCGGGCUUCCCUACCAAGGUCUUCCUGACCGCCCUCCACAAUCACCUUGGCGACACCAAGCCUCUGCAAUGGGUCGCUACCGCGGACAUUGGCUUCUUCGCAGCACAGGCCUUCACCCACCCCGAGGAAUGGAACCACAAGGCCCGCGGUCUGGCUGGCGACGAACUCACCUUCCCCCAAAUCUCAAAGGCUUUCGAGAACGCAACCGGCUCUCCUGCAGGUACAACCUUCUGGGGUCUUGGCUCGGUCUUGACCUACAUGGUUGCUGAGCUGGGCCACAUGAUCGGUUGGUUUGCCUCUGACGGAUACAAGGCCGACAUCUCAAACCUCCGUUCAAUCCACCCGCAGAUGAUGAACAUGGAGACCUGGUUGCAAAAGAAGAGCGGCUUCACGACCAAAUAG
Molecule: messenger RNA, 921 nt
Organism: Aureobasidium pullulans EXF-150
Lineage: Eukaryota; Fungi; Ascomycota; Dothideomycetes; Dothideales; Saccotheciaceae
Product: NAD(P)-binding protein
Exons: 1
Coding region: 1-921 (306 amino acids)
Source: RefSeq, a predicted model, not a curated record